CUCUUUUUUUUUUUUUUUUUCCCCCUCUCCCUCCUUCUCUGAAUGAAUUGCCUUGCAGGAGGGACUGAAAAUACAGCUUCUUCCUGAAUCCACUGGCAGAGUUACUAAAGAGAGCUCAAGACACAACACCGCGGAGUAACGCCUUGGAAUGUCCUCGCACUUGAUAAACAAUUGUCCUAGGCAGGGAGUAUUUUUACAUGACAUUUGCACAGCUUGACUAAUGGCUAGCUGAGGCUGGGCUCCUCUGCCGACCGGUGACUUUCCCGUAGAGAUACCCCACGGACUGACCAAAGAGAGCCAUCUAACUGCUCUGGGAAAGUAGAAGUGGAACUUGCAGCCUUAAAAAACAAACAAACAGCAGCAGUUAAGCGAAGAGCGCAAGAAUUUGAUCUUGGGCAGGAUGGCAUCUGCCCAGGACCUUUUAAUCCUGGCACUGUGUGGCUUGUUACUACACCCACCGACUGGAUGUCAUGCAACAGAUACGAGGCAGCCAAGGUUACGUCUGUCACAUAAAGAGCUCUGGGAUUUAAACAGGACAUCAGUCUUUCACAGCCCAUUUGGAUAUCUUGGUCUUCAAAUAAUGCUGCUGGAUGAGUAUCAAGAGCGACUGUUUGUGGGAGGAAGAGAUCUCCUGUAUUCCCUCAGCUUGGAUCGAGUCAGCAACAACUACCGAGAGAUCCACUGGCCUAGUACACCUCUGCAGGCAGAAGAAUGCAUAAUUAAAGGAAGAGAUGCUGAUGAAUGUGCAAAUUACAUUCGUGUCCUUCACCGAUACAACAGAACACAUCUUCUGGCUUGUGGAACAGGAGCUUUUGAUCCACUCUGUACUUUUAUUAGAGUUGGACAUCCAUCAGAGGAUCAUCUGUUUCAACUGGAAUCGCACAAAUUUGAGAGAGGACGAGGCAGGUGCCCUUUUGACCCCAGUUCUUCCUUCACCUCCAUCUUAAUUGGUGGUGAACUUUUUACUGGACUCUACAGUGACUACUGGGGAAGAGAUGCUGCUCUGUUUCAUACUAUGAAUCGUAUGUCACAUAUCCGAACUGAACCUGAUAAUGAUCGUCUGUUGAAAGAACCAAAGUUUGUUGGCUCAUACCUGAUUCCUGACAAUGAAGACCAUGAUGAUAACAAAGUAUAUUUCUUCUUUACUGAAAAAGCAUUAGAGGCAGAGACAAGCACUCAUGCCAUUUAUACCAGAGUAGGACGCGUGUGUGCGAAUGAUAUGGGAGGACAACGAAUGCUAGUGAAUAAAUGGAGUACUUUCCUCAAAACCAGGCUAGUCUGCUCUGUGCCAGGGAGAAAUGGAAUUGAUACUCAUUUUGAUGAAUUAGAGGAUGUGUUUUUGCUACAAACUCGGGAUAACAAAAACCCAGUGAUAUUCGGGCUCUUCAACACUACAAGCAAUAUAUUUAGAGGAUAUGCUAUAUGUGUCUACCAUAUGGCAAGUGUCCGAGCAGCUUUCAAUGGACCAUACGCUCAUAAAGAAGGACCUGAAUACCACUGGGCUCUAUAUGAAGGAAAAGUACCUUAUCCUAGACCUGGUUCAUGUGCCAGCAAAGUGAAUGGUGGUCUGUACACUACCACCAAAGACUAUCCUGACGAAGCUGUCCAUUUUGCAAGGAGUCAUCCACUGAUGUAUCAGCCCAUCAAGCCUGUUCAUAAGAGACCAAUACUAGUUAAAACGGAUGGAAAGUACAAUCUUAAGCAAAUAGCAGUGGACAGAGUGGAAGCUGAAGAUGGGCAAUAUGAUGUGUUGUUCAUUGGUACAGAUAACGGAGUUGUGCUGAAAGUCAUUACAAUUUACAAUCAAGAGACAGAAUCAAUGGAAGAGGUCAUUCUUGAAGAGCUGCAAGUAUUCAAGGAGUCUGUUCCCAUCAUUUCUAUGGAAAUCUCUUCAAAAAGGCAACAGCUCUACAUUGGAUCUGAGUCGGUGAUAGCACAAGUCAAGUUCCAUCAGUGUGACAUGUAUGGCACAGCCUGUGCCGACUGCUGUCUUGCUCGAGAUCCUUACUGUGCUUGGGAUGGGAUAUCUUGUUCCCGAUACUACCCUACAGGAAUUCAGGCAAAGAGACGUUUCCGCAGACAAGAUGUUCGACAUGGAAAUGCAGCGCAGCAGUGCUUUGGCCAGCAGUUCAUUGGUGAAGUCCUGGAGAAGACCGAAGAGCGAUUAGUUUAUGGAAUAGAAUACAACAGCACUCUUCUGGAAUGCACCCCAAGAACUUUACAAGCAAAAGUAAUCUGGUUUGUCCAACGAGCACAUGAAACUAAAAAGGAAGAGGUGAAGACAGAUGAUAGAAUAAUCAAAAUGGACCUUGGCCUCUUAUUCCUGAAGCUGCAUAGGCUGGAUGCAGGGACCUAUUAUUGUCAGACAGUGGAACACAGCAUUGUUCACACUGUCAGGAAAAUCACCCUGGAAAUAGUCGAGGAAGAACGUGUAGAUGAAAUGUUCAAUAAAGACUACGAGGAAGAGAUACCUCACAGAAUGCCAUGCCCAAUUCAGAGCAGCAUACCUCAGGCAUCAAAACCAUGGUACAAGGAAUUUCUUCAACUAAUUGGUUACAGCAACUUCCAGAGGGUUGAAGAAUAUUGUGAAAAAGUGUGGUGUACAGAUAAGAAGAGAAAAAAGCUGAAAAUGUCUCCAUCCAAGUGGAAAUAUGCCAACCCGCAAGAGAAGAAGGCAAGGCUCAGGCCAGAGCAUUACCGGUUGCCCAGGAACAUAGCUGACUCUUGAUGGACAAAAUCCACCUGUUGUUACUGGGAGAAUUUUUAUUUGGACUUAAGAAAGAGGGAGAAAUCAGUCUUGGUUUUGGUAAAUGAAACAGGUUUAUAUAUAUAAAAUAUUGAGACUAAAAACAAAAAUGUUAUGAUAAGUUAUACUGUACACUCAUGAUGACUGUUUAGAAGCAUUUUAAACAAAAUCUGCUUAACUAUCUGAUUCUAAAUAGGUCAAUGCAAUCAGAGUUUCACAGUAAGGACGUGACAAUCUUCAGACUUUGAGUGCUUUCAUCAGUCUUCUAUGUGGACCAUGCUUACGCUGUAUAUUGUUGCAUCUGAUGGCAUAUUUAAGCACAUUGAAAUAGCUAAACUUUCACAAGCAGAUGAAAAAUGUAAUGUAUAUCUUUUCUUGUUUUCACAAAAUUCUCAUGCUUCUGAAAGCAGCACGUCCUAAUAUCUUUCCUUUUGAUCACGACCUGUCUGAAUUUAUCACUGAGAAUAAUGAGAUGUGUUAAUAUGGUGUACUGCUAUUUCUAAAGAUAAUGAAGGGAAAUCCUAUUUACUUCCCACCAUUAUUUGUCUUAUCAGUCAUUUAUGAAGCGCAGUGUACUGUCAUGGCUAAAUAAUAUUGCCUAAUAACUUGAUGUAAGUCAAAUGCAUGCUGACAACAUAAACAGAAUGAAAUUCGUCAACAUAUCUGUAUAAAAAGUUGGAAUAGUGGUUUAGGUAGAAAACAAGUCAUGGCUAUUGUAAUGAACAUUGCCUUGGUAAUGACAUGAUUUAAGCUAGUGCCCUCUUCUGGCAAAACAAAACAUUUCUAACAUUGUCAUAUAUUUUCUCAAGAAAUGUGCAGAGUUAAGUAUUACCCAGAGCCACAGCUGGUUUGUUUUCAGCAUACUUCUAGUCCCCAUGCGCUAAAUCCACAGUUUUAUUAGGUAGUGUUUGAAGUCACUUAUGUUGGAAAGACAGCAUUUAAAGUAAUGCUUUAUGUCAUUAAUGUGCUUUUGGGGUAAAAUGCAGUCAUAAAAGGUUAGGAUGUAGAUUAAAAAAAGGAAGGGCAUUAUGCCUAAAAUGCAGCUGUGUUUCUACAGUUUUAUGGUCUGAUCCAGGUAAAUCUUUUCCUGAUAUGUGACCUCUGGUCAAAAGAGUUGUUUUGCUGCUCUUGUGAGCGAUGCCAGGAGAGGAGAUCAAAGAAUUAUGAGUCACUUCAUAUCUAAGAUUUCCAAGACAUUAAAAAAAAAAACAAAACUUUGUUUAAGUACAAGAAACCGGAUGCAGAAAAUGCAGACAAACCAGCUUUUUACUAGCAAAGCUACCUGAGAAAUCUGUUAUUAUAAUAUGCAUUGGAAAAAAAAAAGAUAGGGAAGUUAAAAACAUGAGUUACCUACUCAAAAAAUAAUGUGCUGUCAGUAGGUUAAAUAGUCUAGCUUAUACAGAUUUUGAUUUACUAACUGUAUAUUCAGGGGAUUCACCAACCACGGAGAGAGGUUCACGUCCAGCUUCAGUGUCUUACUGGGAAUAGAAUUCGGAAUUAGUGGGAGUUAACAUCCUGGAGAAUAUAGAGGAUGCUGACCCAAUGUUUUCAAUACAUGCAUGCUAUAUGUGAGAAGAUCUGAUCGAGUUUCUGAGAGAACGUAGCCGCUUUCAGGAUCAACGAGCUUUGCUGCCUUUCCCGAAAACAGAAAAUAUCGCAGUGUUCAAAAGGAGUCCUUGUGCAUGCUGUUAGCAAACAGCACGGAGGGGAAGACAGAGUUCAUCUUGUGUCAUUAGAUCUGCAGAUAAACUUUUCAGGAAUCUAGUUAUGUCAAGGAAACUACAUUUAUCUGAGGGUUUGUGCUAGUUUUAACUGGAAUGCCUUUCUGGGAGAUGGGAAUGGACACUGUGAAUAGCUUUGCAGGAAUCCAUGCGGUUGGUAACCUCUGCCUGAUACAGAAGACUGGAUAAAUUCAGUUUUCAAUGACAGUUUAAAGGAACUUAAUUGCAGUUAGGAUCCUAUCUUUGUUUAUAGUUACAAGGAGAGUGCUAGCACUGAAAGCUGUGGCGCAGAGAAGAACCUACACAGGACAAGCAUCCCCAAUUUUACUUAAUCCUCUCUAUAAUAUCUCACUGGCAUCCCUGAUGGAAAACUGUUAAAACAUCACUGAAAUCCUCUUCUGAGGAAUUAUAAAGUCCACUUCUUUUCAGUAAUAAUAGGAGUUACAUCUUAAUUUUUCUGAUUCACUCACUAGUAUGCAAUGCCAAAUGUGCCAUUGCUGGAAUAUUAGAAAGGAAAAACAGACCCUCACUGUAAAGAAACAAAUAUAACUUUGUGUCUCAUUCUCUGAGAUUGCAGGAGGAAAUCAUGUGAAAUGCAAAUCAGGAUUCCUGAUUUAAUAUGAGAUUGCAUAUUUUUAGCUCCCUAUCCCUUUAGUGGUUACGUGUGGAGAAUUGCAUUAAGUUUUUAUUUACAUUUAAAAAUUUAAAUUUUUACUUUACACCUUGCAACCUUCAUCAUGGCAACGAUUGUAAGAACUCACAACUACAAAGUCUUGUUUAAAAAAAUGCUGUGACAAUUACGGAAGAAGAGAAAGUGACAAUAAGGUACUUUGGAAGGAUACACACAAAUAUGCUGUACACAGACAAUGUUAUUUAAAAUGCUUCUUUGUAUAUAGGGGGGGCAUUGUCUGCUUCUUUUCAUUAUGAGUUUGAUGUAUUUUGUAUGUGCAUGAAGUGGUCAAAUUAUAAAUG
Messenger RNA from Struthio camelus australis, 5439 nucleotides. RefSeq names its product semaphorin 3E (gene SEMA3E). NCBI's taxonomy places the organism in Eukaryota, Metazoa, Chordata, Aves, Struthioniformes, Struthionidae. The record is from RefSeq and is a predicted model, not a curated record. Gene Ontology annotation, molecular function: semaphorin receptor binding; chemorepellent activity. Gene Ontology annotation, cellular component: plasma membrane. Gene Ontology annotation, biological process: neural crest cell migration; positive regulation of cell migration; axon guidance.